Messenger RNA from Nezara viridula (southern green stink bug), 1422 nucleotides. The record is from the annotation of a GenBank genome assembly. NCBI's taxonomy places the organism in Eukaryota, Metazoa, Arthropoda, Insecta, Hemiptera, Pentatomidae.
AUGUCGCCAAUUGUACACCAAACGCGAGCCAAGACGCCAAGCAAAGCAAAUGACAAAACAGUCAACGGAAUAAAAACCGGAAGUGUAUUCACUAAUAUGCAGUGUCAUCCCCUAGCUUACCAAACGGUCACUCAGUUACCAGAUUUCAGUUUUGAACCUGUGCUCCACUAUUUAAGACAUAGAAGGUCUAAAGUACGGUGUGGAGCAUACCGCCUAUUAGAAACAAUUCUGAGGGUUUCAAGACUGCCUGAAUUUAAUAACUACCAUAAACAUUUCAUUAUAGAAGAUGGAGCCCAGAUUUUAACGGAAUUUUUACAGGAUGUUUGCGAUAUUCACCCACUGCUGAGCAAAAGAUCACUUAAGUUAUUAGACAAUCUGUCUGAUAGCAUUAAUGGGACGAGUGCAUUAACGUAUAUCAUUACCAACAUCUUAUGGGGUAUAGUCAAUUAUAGAAACCCUGCUAAGUUUAAGAAAAUAAAAGGCAGAAUAAGGCAGCAGAGAAAAAAGCUGAAAGGUUCCCAAAAUAUCAAUGACGACCCUCCUCCUUACCCUAAUAAAAAAGAAAAGAAGACAAAGACAAAUAAAACUCGACAUAUUGUACGUUUCUCCGAUGUUGUAUUGGAAAUACAACCAGGCCCAAGUAGAUUCGACGAAUAUGAUGAUGACAGUCUCAGUUUUCUCGACAGUGAAGGAGAUGACGAUCUACUGCCUGGUACAGUAUUCGAUUCUUCAAAACCUACCAAUACAACACAUAGGCAUCGUGAAGCAAAACCUUCGUCUAAUUCAUCGGAGACAUGUUUGGAUGCUUAUGAGACUUACCCCUCUUUGGGUUAUGAUGAAACAGAUAAAGAAUUAUCUAGUAAUGAUGAAAGUAUCAGUGACGAAAUGGAUGAAUCUAUUAUAUUCGUAGAGACGAUACAACCACCAAUCCGUAAGGAGCCAACUAAGACAGUUAUACAGCCAUCUGCUGUAACCAUUCAGCCACCAGUAAAAGAAAUCGUUCGACAACCAACAAAACACACAGAAAAAAUAAAUAAACCGAAAGGAAAAGUAACUAAAAAAAAGAGUUCUGGAAAAAUUACUUCCCAGCAUGCGGGGAUUAUUAAAAUUGAAAGGAGAAGAAUUCGGGAUCGUCGCGCAAGGCGCCUUAACUUGAGGAUGCUUCAUCGUGGUACCUACGAACCAUUAUACCACGGGAAUGUCUUGGAUCCUCUAUGCAUAAAAACUGCAAUGGAUACUGUACGACGACCUAUAUUCGAUGAAUUCAUGAAUACGCUAGAAUUUCGUUCUUAUCCUCCGAAGGUACUCAACAACACUCGUCGCUUAGUACUUGAAUUAUUCUGCAAAUUAACUCAUCCAACAAUGCCUUAUAAUGUAAGUCCAUUAAAUAUGACUAGAACACAAGUUAUUAACUUUUUGUAA